AUGGGUGUGCUCGCGUUACUCUUGAUCGGCCUUGUGGGUUCGGGGCUGGGUCAGAAUUGUAGGGAAGAGGAGCCACGGGAGAGGGAGUGCGAGAACGUGUGCAGGGGAGACGGAACAUGCAAGAUAAGGGCAGCGCUGCUGCUGCCCAAAAACACGACAUUCGAUGCGUCCCUGCCAGUUGUCGAGCCGGUGUUCGAGUUGGCAAUGCAGGACGAUGUGGUGCGUGAUGCGUUUCCUUCGUGGGUAGAUUUCGAAUGGAGGAGGUAUGACGUCAGCGACUGCGACGCCGCCUACGCCGUCAUCACGGCAAUAGAUGCGUACAACGACUGUUCUCACGUCUUCUUUGGGCCCUCGUGUGACUUCGCUCUAGCCUCCGUUGCACGAAUCACCAAGUUCCUCGGCAACACGGGCAUUCCGUUGGUCACGACCGGCGGUCUCACCUUCGAUUUUGUGCAGCCGAAGCAGAGCUGCCACCACGAAUACUACAUGAUGGUGCGCUCCGGCCCACUCGGGUUCAAGGACAUGGCAUACUUCAUCAUCGACAUCAUGAGGCAUUAUGACUGGCGACAACUACUGCUCAUCAACGAACCCGAGGCGCAAGUACAUGUCGCCGGCAAAUCCACCUGUCUUCUCAUGAUGAAAACUUUCGCCAAUUACUUGAAGAAAGAAGAUAUCAUAUACACACCGUGGGACACCACGUCCGACGGCGGCCUUAACUACACAGAAAAUUUGAAGUUCUACCUGGGAUACAAAUAUACAAGCAACAGUGGAGGGUUCUUAAUGGCGAGUACAAUUCACGAGUACAUGCUGUUAGAAGGCAUCGCGGUGUUCGGAAGGGAAAUGCAGCCUCAACAAACUUACGAGGACUUGCUAAUUCAAUAUGUCGGCAACAAUUUCGCCAACGACAAGAUUGGAGAAGCCAAGCGA
This is a messenger RNA of Iphiclides podalirius (scarce swallowtail), 927 nucleotides long. NCBI's taxonomy places the organism in Eukaryota, Metazoa, Arthropoda, Insecta, Lepidoptera, Papilionidae. The record is from the annotation of a GenBank genome assembly.